AUGUCUUCAUAUGAAAGAAAUUCAAGAUUUAAUAUUCCUAAUAAAUAUGGAGGUAAUUCUAAUAUACCGAAAUCUUCAAGUAGUUAUAUACCAUUAAAAUGUAGAAGAUCAUUUAGUCAAGAUCCAUUUAAUAAUAAUAUUAAUAAAAAUGAAAGAGCUACAAGUAUUACUAAUUCUUCUAUAUCUUCAUAUAAAAAUCCAUACUCUUCUUCUAUUUGUAAUAAUUCAUUACCUUCAAAUAAAUAUUCAUCAUCUUCCUUCAAUUCUUCAAUACGAGUACGUUCUGGAAGCACAGAAAGAUCAACUAUUUCAAUAUAUUCUCCAUUAAAAAAGUAUAAUACAACAGAUAAAAAUAAUAUUAUGUCCACAUCAUACUCUAUUGGAGAUCACAAACAAUUAAUGAAGCCACCAAGUGGUAGAAAUACAAAUGCUUAUUUAUCAAAUACUUCAUCUAUAUCAAAAUCUUUAUAUUCAUCUAAAAAUUAUUUUCCAAUGAAAAGUUCUAGUUCUUGUGAUAUAAGAAAUAAAAUAUUAAAAAAUUCUAUUUCAACACAUUCAUCUUCAAUAUCUGGAUAUAAUAAUUAUCCAAUAGAGAGAUCAAGAACACCAAGUGGAUCAUCAUAUACUGAUUAUAAAAUUCGUGACUAUAGAUCUAUGUCAAAUUUCGAUGAUAAAGAAACUUUUAAUAAUAUAUCAGGAAAAGAUUAUCCUAUAGACAAAAAUUAUAAAAAUAUAUUAUCUAAGAGAUAUAAUGAUAUAAAGAGUGAUAAAGAAACAUUGUCAAAACCAUGUUUAUCAAAUGAUAAUAUUAUUAAAAAUGAUAAUGGAAUAUUAAUAAAAAAUGUUGAUUUGAAGUCAGUUAAAAAAAUUAAAGAUAAUAUAGAAAAUAAAGAGAAAAUUGAAGAAAAGCUUAAGAAUAUAAAAAUUAUACCAGUUACAAUCAAUUCUAAAACAACAUCUAAUUCAACAGAAGAUAUAAAUAAAUUUCUUUUAAAUAGCAAAAUAGAAGAAAAUAAAAACAACAGUAUUUUAAAAAAAAAUUUACAUAAAAAAAAUGAUAAAGAAUCAAUUGUUUUAUUAAAAUUAGAUUCUAUAAAAAAUAAAAAUGAAGAAUCAUUAAAUAAAAUGAAUAAUAAAGAAAGUUUAAAAUCACAAUUAUCAUCUUUUACUCCUAUAACUUAUUUAACUGAAAUUAACGAACAAAAUGUGUUAUCAAUAAAUAAUGCUCUAAAACAAAAUAAAAAUGAUAAAAAAAUAUUGAAUAACGAGAAAAAUAAUUAUAUCCCAAAUAUUAAGAUGAAAGAAGACAUUAAUACACAAAAAUCAACUAAUCAAUUAAUAUCAAAAACUGAUAAGAAUAUUUUAUCUAAAAAUAUGGAUAUUCAUAAUGAUACUUCUAUAUCUACAACUAUUAUUUUACCUGAUAUAACUAAAAAUGAUAUUUCAAAAAGAUUAGAAAGACAAGAAAGAUGUAAUGAACAUUUGAAUAAUGAUAAAAAGUUUAUUAAUCCACCUAUUUUACUAGUAACACAGCCAUCAUUACCUUCUACACCACUUUCUCCUAAUUCAAAUAUUAAUUGGAAUUCAUGUAUUGAUGUUAAUAAAAAUAAAGAUAUUGAUAAUAAUAGUGAUGAGGAAUUAACAGAAGAAUUUUAUAGUGAUGAAGAGGUAACUGAUGAAUCAUAUGAUGAUGAAGAUUUAACAGAUUUUGAACAAGAAUAUUCAUCUGAUAUAUCAGAAACAUUUACAUUUUCUUUAGCAACAACAUCAAUUAAUAAUCCGCCACCAAAAGGUGAUUUAUAUCCAAUUAAUGGAUCAUCACUUCACAUUCGUUCAACAACACCAUUAUCCAUUUCAAGUUAUGGUUCAUCAUUUGAUUUUAAUCCACUUGAACCCGUAUUUUCUAGAGCAGAUUCUAGAGGUAGAGUUAUGAGAGAAAGUAUGGCUAAACCAGCACCAAUAUUUACUGUUUCUGUUCAUUAUGAUGGUAUGCCUGAAUGGGAAGCUCCAUCUGAUGAAAGUAUAGAAAAUGAAUUUACUGUUAGACCUAAUAGUUCUGGUCAUGGUAUGUAUCUUAGUGCUGAUGAUUAUUCAACUGAUGAUUCUUAUGAUGGUGAAAGAUUUCAUGAUACCGUUGAUGUUGGUUAUACUUUAACAUUAUGUGAUAGAGUUGCAACUUCAAAUGCAUUAGAAGAUAGUGAUAGUUAUUAUGAAGAAGAAGAUGAAGAAGAAUAUAGUUAUGAUGAUGAAGAAUAUAGUUAUGAAGAAGAAUCUUGCCAUGAAUAUGAUCCUGAUGUCUCUCCAUAUAUAACUGAAAAUGAUGAAGAAGAAAUAGAAGAAGAUGAAAGUAUUAUUAAAAGAUUAUCAAUAUCACCAUAUCCACGUUUUGCUUCACCACGACCAGCUUCUGAUAUCGGAGAUGAAUCUGUUGAUGAACUAUCUAGCACAUUUGAAGUUCCAUCACAAAAAUUAAGUGAAUUCAUUAUUGAAAAUGUUGGGCCUAUUGCAACAGCUGCUUUAAAACUUGAACCAACAUUUACUAUUCCUAUUAUUGAUAAUAACAUUGAUGUUCAUGAUCAUCUUCCUGAAUUAGAUGCUAAAUAUGAGAAAGAAUCUAGUUUAUUUGUCUUAGAAGAAAACCAACCAACAGAAAUUGCAGAAAUGAAAGUUGAACCUACUUUUACCAAUCCAGUACCUAAUGAUAAAAAUGUUUAUUAUGAUAGAGCAUGCCCAAUGAGAACAGAUAAACCAAAAACAGAUUUUGCUAGAAAAGCUGUAAUUCAACCAAAUAAAUUAGAAAAAGCUAUUAUAAAAGAAGAGAAAAUUGAAAUGAAAGAGAUUAAUAAAAAUGUAGUUAAAGAAGAAGAAAUUAUACCUGAAAAAAAAAUUGAAAAUGACAUUCUUGAAAAUAAUAAGACAAAGAAAGAUGAUAUAAAAAUUCAAAAUAAAAAAGAAAUUAAAAAUACAAUUCCAGAUAAAUCAGAUAUAAGAAAAUCAAGUUUAAAUAUGAAUGAAAUAGAAAGAAAAAUAGCAGAGGAGAAAAAAAAUGAAAUUGAAAAGAAAAGAACACGUGGAUUUGGUACUGUAUCAACAAUGAUGGAAAAAUUUAAACAAGCAGAAGCUGAUGCCAUGACAUAUAAAAGAAGUUCAUUAUUAACAAAAAAAGAUGAACCCAGAGUUAGAAAACCCUUGCCUGCAUUAAUAAAACCAGUUAUUAAUGAUGAAUUUGAAAAGCAGUUAGAAGAAUUAAAAAAACAAAUUCGUAAUGAUAAUGAUAAAAUGCAAUCUCAACUUAUUGAUGCUUCUAAAGGUUUAUUUACCAGUUCUGAAGAUGCUAAAAGAAAAAUUGAAAUUGAAAAAAUUAGAAAUAAUCCUGAUACUGAAAUAUUAAUUAAAGCUGGUGAAGAAUGUAAGAAAUGGAAAGAAAGUAGAGAUGCCGAAGCUAAAAAACGUUUAGAGGAAGAAGAAAAUACCAGAAAGAAACCUAUGACAAAAAUUCAACAAAUCCAAGAAACUAAAAAGAAAAAUGAAGAAGAAGCUUUAAAAUUAAAUAAUGAAAUUGAAAGAAAAAGAACAGUUAGAAAAAUUGUUAAAAAAGAAGAAACAAAUAAUGUUGUUACCAAUGAAUCUAAAUCUAUUUUACAGCCAAAAAUUAAUAAUAAAUUAGCUGAAAUUAAAUCAAUUCCAUCUUCUUUAGUUAAAAAACAAGAAAUAGUAUUUAAAGAGACAACAACAAAACCAACAAUUAAAAUUGAACCAACUAUAACUAAACAAGUUAAUGUUGAUGCACUUGAUGAAGUUAUGAUGGCAUUAGCACCACUACCAAUAAAUAAGCAUCAAACAACUAAAAAACUAAUAUCAACCGAUAGUAAUAAUAUUGAAAAUAUUACAAAUAAUAAUUUUUUAAAAACAACAAUUUCAGAUGAUACAAAAAUUCAGCAAAAUAAUGAUUCAAAAUUAUCACCAAAUUUAUCAAAAGUUCAAAACAAAAUAUCACGUACUUUUGAAGGAAAUAAUAAUCCUCGAAAUAGGUAUGGUCAGAGAAGAAGAACUCAAGAAUUGGUAAAAUUUAUAGAAAUUCAAAAUCAGCCAAAAUUUCGUUCUUAUCAAUUUCAUAGAAAAAAUCGAUAUAUAAAAAAGAUUUAUGAUAUAGACCAACUUUUAGGAUGGGAUAAAGAAAAUAGUACAUUUGAAAAAAUGGAAGCAAUGUUUCAAAAAGAAAGUCAAAAUAAAAUAAUUUGGAAAGAUAAUAAAAAUACUAAAAAAAUAAAAAGAAUACCACUACAAAAAAUAUGGAUAAGUCAAUUAAAAGAUAUUGAUAAACUUUAUAAAGUUAGUGAAUUAAGAGAUAUUGAAAGAACCGUUAAUGAAAUAUAG
Messenger RNA from Strongyloides ratti, 4377 nucleotides. RefSeq lists its product as hypothetical. The record is from RefSeq and is a predicted model, not a curated record. The coding region runs from base 1 to 4377 and encodes 1458 amino acids. The transcript is spliced from 4 exons. NCBI's taxonomy places the organism in Eukaryota, Metazoa, Nematoda, Chromadorea, Rhabditida, Strongyloididae.